This is a messenger RNA of Caenorhabditis elegans, 1598 nucleotides long. It is a transcript of the gene ntl-2.1, whose product is annotated as NOT2/NOT3/NOT5 C-terminal domain-containing protein. The transcript is spliced from 8 exons. The record is from RefSeq and is marked reviewed. Gene Ontology annotation, cellular component: CCR4-NOT core complex. The coding region runs from base 59 to 1393 and encodes 444 amino acids. Gene Ontology annotation, biological process: regulation of DNA-templated transcription; regulation of stem cell population maintenance. Lineage: Eukaryota; Metazoa; Nematoda; Chromadorea; Rhabditida; Rhabditidae.
AUUUAUGAGUAGAACGUAGCCAUCUCUCCGCAUAGGAUUUACCAUAAGCGCAGUGCUUAUGAAUUCUGUCGGUGGAGUAGCUACCGAACGACGAUUGCCUCAAACGCAGCAAUUUCUUUCGCAUUCCAACUUUCACUCCAACGCAACAAUUAUUGACGAGUCCCAGUUUCCAUCACUGGGCGCGAAAGGAACGUCCUCACUCGGCGGCGGCGGAUUCUCCCCAAUCCCAACAACGAGCGGAGGUGUUUUGAACGUUGCCCAGUCAUCGCCGUCGAGAGAUCUUUACGGCGCACAAAGACCCAAUUAUGCUAACCUGAUGAGAUCGGACCCCAGUCUAACAAAUCCCGAGUUCCAAAUACAGAACGAGGAUUUUCCCGCGCUUCCCGGCGUCGGUUCUGGUCAAACACAGCGAUCAAUGCUUGGAGAUCAACUGGCUAACAUGUUAGCAGACGACCAUCAAGUCGACUUUGCUGGACCCCUAGGCGAUUGUGACCCCUCGCGGCUCAGCGGGAUAUCAAGAAAUAGUCAAGAAGGACCUAUGCAUGGGAUUAUUACUCAUCCUGAUGGCGAAGUGACAAACAUUCCAGCGUCAAUGCUUGACGAUCAGUUUGGGAUGGCGGGUUUGGUGACAUAUCUUCGGACAGUUGACAAUCCUUCCAUUGUUUCACUGGCGUUAGGUUAUGAUCUUACGACGUUGGGCUUGAAUUUGAAUUUGUCAGAACGAAAAUUGUACAUGAACUUUGGUGGUCCGUGGGCCGAUUCGCCGAUUCGAGCACACGAGCUCGACGUGAAGGUGCCCGAGGAGUACAUGACGCAUAAUCAUAUUCGAGACAAACUUCCACCGCUGCGAUUGAAUAAAGUUUCAGAAGACGUGUUAUUCUAUCUUUUUUACAACUGUCCAAACGAGAUUUAUCAGGUGGCGGCGGCGUGCGAAUUGUACGCUCGCGAAUGGCGAUUUCACAAAAGCGAACAGGUGUGGUUGACGCGUUCUCAGUACGGUGGAGUGAAAGAACAGACGGGAAAUUAUGAAAAAGGGCAUUACAACGUGUUCGAUCAGAUGCAAUGGCGAAAAAUUCCGAAAGAGUUAAAGUUGGAGUACAAAGAGCUCGAGGAUCGGCCGAAAAUGCCGCAAUCAGUUUCCGGACAACCGACACCCUACAAAUACUUUUUCCAAGGACCACAAUUUCCGAGCGGUCCGGAGACGGGUCUGAUGCUUCAGAUGCAUAACUUGACGCUCGGCACAGGUGGCGGCGGUGGCGGACAAAUCACUCCACCGGCACCAGCGGGUCUUAACGGAGUUAUGGGUGGUGGUGGUGUUGGAGCAGCUGGAAUCGGAGGAAUCAAUGUGCAACCGGGAGCCGUUCCAUCGGCGGCGCGAGCUACUCCAAACUAAACAAGAAGAAGAUGAUCUCUCGUGUGCAAAUUUUCUAUAUCCCACUUUCGUCAUCUUGUUCUCGAAUUGCUCCCUUUCUCUCUCAUUUUCCAUCUCUUUUUCCCCUCUUUCUCUCCACAUUUUCUCUCCCAAUCUCCCAUUUUUUUCCUUCGUUUUCCUUAUUUUUCCUCUUUUCUCUACGUUUUCGUAUAAACGAUUAUCGAUA